AUGCACAGGUCCCAGUUGAGAAUCGAAGAUAAAGAGCUCGACUUUGAGUUUGAAAUCGUCAAUGUUCAGUUUAAUGAGGUGGGGCAUUACAUCCUGAGACUGACUGUGGAAAACCCGCUUCUGGAAGGUUCUGGGACGGGGGUCUGGCUGCAGGUGAACGAUGGUGAUGUGUUAUCCACCAACAGUGGAGUCACUGAUGUCAUUGAACAGACCAAUGUGAAUGAAAUCCAGGCUGUCCUCAAAAAGAAAUUUAUUUUCAGGCUUCCUAAAGGUUACUGUCAAAAUGAUAAGAACCAUGAUGUACGGUUACGUAUUGAAGCCUUCCGAGUAAUUGGCACUUCCCUGAACAGUGGAACGAAGGAAGGGGAGGCCUUUUUUGCCAUCUAUCCUCGCACCAACGCCCCCAGGAUAAACAUCUUUGCGAAGGAAAACGAAGACUUCUACUGUUACAGCAUUAUCCUGGCCCUGUUGCGUGUCCAGGAUGACGAGCUCACAAUGCAUUGUGGGAGGAUGGCAUGUAAUGUGUCCUUUCAUGAGGUGCGGCACCCGAAGGACGUGGUGUCCCGGACUGACUCCUCGAUGCUGCCGAGCAAGGCCGGAGGGUCCCCUGACCUCUCUGCUCCAGGCUCAUGCCCAGUGCCAGAGCCGGACAUACCUUUAACAGCCUCACCACAACAACGGGUGCCCACUCCAGCAUCGCCUUCACCCAUCCCUCAGGCUGGAACUGCAGAAGUAACCAAUCAGGAGCCUCCUGAAGAAAGUCCAUCUCCUAGUCUAGCAGAGGAGUGCACUAACCAUCAACGGUUGCCAAGCGAUUCCAGCUUCCAUCUUUCAUCACCUGCAGGUACUCCUGUGAGGAUGCCUGAAGGACCUCCUUACACACACGUCUUGGAAACACCACUCGGAAAGACUGAAGUGACACUGUCUUCCCCAGCGAAUGAGGAGCACGUCUCAAGACCUGGCAAGGAAUGUAUUAGCAUAAUACUGCAUGGAGCGACGGAUAUACCGGCCCUCAGUGAUGGCUCAGUGCCUCAACCAUUCGCAAUAGCUAAAAGUGGAUCAGAUGGUGAACAUCACCAGAGAGCUCAGGGUGUUACCCAUGCCACCAUCCAACCCACCCAUUCACCAUCCUGGGAGGCAAAGGUGACAGUGGAGAUCGACGAAGGAAGUGCCAAGGAUGAAGUGGUGAUUCUGGACAUUGCAGACAGCAAAACAAAGGAGCUGUUGACUAGUUACUGCAUUCCUGUUGCCUACUUGCAGAUGUUCCAUCAUUACCACGUCGAGUUGAUACAGCCCCUUCCCAGUGUUCCUUCGGGCACUCGACUGUACAUCACCAUCGUUCGGAAAGCCAGCACCAUCCCUCGUCAAGAAGGCUUUACUUUCACUGGCCUGGAGGUUUUGCUUCGAGGUAUGGAGAAUCCAUUAAAGGAUCCUGUAGGCCCCCUCCUUGCAGUGGCUAGAAUAGUGCCUGAUCAUGAAUCCUAUGAAAAUGCAAUACUGAUGAAGAACCCCUGGUUGGCUGGCAUUAAUGCCACUGCAGUAAAGCAUCCAAGUCUGCACCAGUCCUUUUUUGAUGUUCCUCAUCACGCCAGCCAAGGUCACCCCCAGGUAUCUCCUGUGGGUAUUCCUCAGGAGCAGCCAGUCUGGGAUUUUUCCUUCCUGUUCCAGGGCCGGGAAUGUGCCACCAUCUUCACCGCAGGAUCUGCUCUCGUGCUGGAGUACUACUCCAUCACCACUGUGAUGAACACCGUCAGCUGGUAUAUCCGCAGCCCACUCGGUUUCUCAGUGGUGCCCCUGGACCAGGGUGCCUACCGCACACUGAUGUCGGAGAGUGGAGGCCGUGGAUUGCGGUUAGAUGGCUUACCUGUGCAGGGCAACAACUUGAGAACAGUAACCAACACCACUCCCACUGUUGGUCUCAUUCUCCGUCUCAUUGCCUCUGAGAGGCCGGAUUCAGUUCUUACUGCCACAGAUGCCCAUCAUUUGCCCAGUCUGGAUGUAAAAUCAUGGACCAGUCUCCAACAACAAGCCACUGAUGCGGCAUUUCCUGCAGAAAUAUCUUCAGGACCACACCGAGCAAACAUGGAAAAGUGGACCAUAUUACCAACCCAGGAGGGGACUGCAGCAUUACCAGCAACACAGUGUGAAAAGCUGACUGAUUUACCAUCUCCCCAGCUCUCCAAAGAGGGACAGACCCAAAGUACGCCGGGAGAGAGAGAGAGAGAGAGACAGAGAGAGAGAAGGGGGAAGAUUGCUGUUCUAUCUGCAGACAUUGAGGACUGUGUUCCAAAACUCUUAUUUGCCAGGAAGCAGAUAUUUGGAAUGUUGCGUCAGUCCAAUAAGCAGCUUCAGCAGGACAGAGUUAGCCUUCCAUCCUACGAUGCACUGACUCAGAUUCUUCCCGAGUACAAUUACCUGUUCCGCAGUCCUCGCCCGGUGGAGAAGCGAGAGAAGGAGCAGCAGCAGUUAGUCCGACAUCCCAAUCCUCUCCAGACUCACUACAGUGCUGUGUCCUCGAAGAAAAGGGAGCCUCUGACUGAUGACCAUGCUGAAAACCAGGAAAUUCGCCGUCAUGAAGCAGAGGAACUGGAUAAUUACUGGACCGCCAUGCAGAAGAUGGCUGAGGACAUCAUUAACCUGAGGAAGGAUGUCACGAGGCUGGAGGUCGAAAACAGCAAACUGCGGAGUGAGCUGAGCUCUCAUCAAGACCUCGGCCGAGUUCUGCUGGAUGACACCGACAUUGAUGUGAUGACUAAAGCAGAAAUAGCUGACAGAAUAGUUUUGUUAAGACAGAAACUGGCCGCAGAGACUGCGGAGCUUCUGAAUUGCAAAGACAAAGUACAGCAGCUCCAGAACGAAUUGAUACGGAAGAACGAUCGUGAAGCUGAGCUUUUGAAGUCACAGAAAGCCCAUCAGCAGCAGCUGGCUGCGCUGCACAAAUACCAGGAAAAAAUGCACAAAUCAAAGAUUCUGGAAGACACCAUACGGCAACAGGAAAAGGUUAUUGAAAGAAUGGAGACUCUUCUGGACAAAAAGUUGAAAGAGAGACCGAAAGCAAAGCCUGAAGCAUCUAAAAAGCGUACGGUGAGUACUGAAGACAACAUAAGGAAAGAGGUGGAGUCUGUCUUGUUGGCAGAGAAUGCCCGGCUGAGGGAAGAGAUUGAAAGGUUACGCCUGCAGCCUGUGCCCAUCGUAGUUCAGCAUCCCAUGCAUUCACAGAAGUCCCUUUCUGACUCGGAGAAAUUAAAUCUCUUAGCAAGAUUGGAGAAGACUCAGAGACGUGUACAGACACUGGAGACGCUGUUGGAGGAGAGUUCGCGGAAAUGGGGGAGGGAGAAACAGGAGAUGUUGACAAGGAUCUCGGAAUAUGAGCAUGGUUUUACCAGAACCUCUACCAUCGUGUUGCAUGACUUUCCCUCGAGAAAUGCAUCAGACUCCAUUUUGAUCCGAAAUCGACAUGGAAUGCUUGAUCCUUUGGCAUGA
Hemiscyllium ocellatum (epaulette shark) is the source of this 3483-nucleotide messenger RNA. It is a transcript of the gene ccdc33, whose product is annotated as coiled-coil domain containing 33. Lineage: Eukaryota; Metazoa; Chordata; Chondrichthyes; Orectolobiformes; Hemiscylliidae. The record is from RefSeq and is a predicted model, not a curated record. The transcript is spliced from 25 exons. Bases 1 to 3483 code for a protein of 1160 amino acids. Gene Ontology annotation, cellular component: peroxisome.